CUCAAUGAGAUGCAGCUAAAGCCGUGACAGUUCGUGUUCUUCUGUAAGACUUUCCAUAUACUUUGGUAGGAGACGCUGCCACUCUGGGAGCCAUGAGUCGCUGUUGCCUGGUCAAAGUGACCACCUUGACAGAGAUCCAACUUCUACAGGUACAGAGCCACCUGGAGAACUCCAAGUUCCACCUCCAUCAGACUCAGAACCAGCAGGUCAAGCAGUACCUGACUCUGGGCUCAAAGCUGGCCUCGUCGGCCGGGCAGGGCCACGCCGUUCUGCAUCCACACGCCCAUGGCCAGCCGCUGGCCACCGUGCCGAUCAUGAGGAACGGACACAUGCCCUCUGUCAGUGACGGCAGCAACCCCAACAGCCCUGUUACCCUGCUCAGUAUGGCCAAUCACGACAGUGAGUUCCCAAUGGAUGAAGUUAUUGAUGACCUAAUAAGUCUUGAAUCUGGCUUCAAUGAUGGAGGCUUGGAUUGCAUGGAGUCUAACAUCAUAAUGCAAAACAAUGUGUCCCUCAGUGGCAGCAUGCUGGAUAUCUAUGGGGGUGAACCAGUACAUGACACAAGAGUGAUGGCCAAAGAGAGACAGAAAAAAGACAACCAUAAUCUGAUUGAAAGGAGGCGGAGAUACAACAUCAACUACAGGAUUAAGGAGCUGGGGACGCUCAUACCAAAGUCGAAUGACCCGGACAUGCGCUGGAACAAAGGCACUAUCCUGAAGGCCUCGGUGGAGUACAUAAAGUGGCUGCAGAAGGAGCAGCAGCAUGCUCGCGAGCUGGAGAGCCGUCAGAAGAAGCUGGAGCAAGCAAACAGGAGACUUCUGCUGAGAAUCCAGGAGCUUGAGAUCCAGGCUCGAGCACAUGGCCUCCCAAACAUGGCAUCAGCUUUGGGGACGGUUGAACUGUCUUCUCACCUCCUCAAGCAGCAGCAGCAGCAGCAGCAGCAGUCGUCUCCCCAGGCCCAGCAACCCCAGCAGCCCCCCCUCUACCAGGAGGACCCCAGCAGCGACUACCUCCAGAGAAUAGCCGGCGUGCCCUCGUCCCUCCCCGCUGCUGCUGGGCCCCAGGAUCACAUCCCCGGCGCCGACGGCUGCACCACCUUCUCCGACCCGCUGUCCCACUUCACAGACUUCUUCAGCGCUACCCUCAAGGAGGAGCACCGGCUGGACGCGAUCCUGAUGGAUGACCCGCUCUCGCCUUUUGGCACAGACCCGCUCCUCUCAGCCGGCUCACCUGAGGCCGCGUCCAAAGACAGCAGCCGCAGGAGCAGCUUCAGCUCUGCGGAGGAUGACGACCUAUAAGGGUGCCCUCUUUAGUGACAAACUCUCGUUAUCUUCAUGACAACACUGUUGUAAUGCCCAGUAGGCAUGCAGAGAGCCUCUAAAGGACUGACUGAUGGCUCCGGGCAUACAAAAACCACUCACAGGGUUGCAAGUAAUUUAAAUGACAGCUUACACACCUGACUGUGCCCCUUAAAGUGCUACCUGUAUAUAAAGUGUGUCGCUCUUAUUGAUCAGGUGGGUGUUGGAGCUCGAUUGGCCCCAAAACUUUCAUUCUCCAAAGCUCAGUGGGACCAGAAACAGCUCAUGGACCACCUGCUCCUCCACCUGCUCUUUUUUUACUUCACAACAGACAAUGAAUAUGUUUCUCUGCCUCCCGGACAGAGCCGAAACAGACUCACAGAAAAAGGGAGACAUUUAUAAGCCUUUAAGUACAUAAUAUAAAUUACUUUGUCUACUGUUGUUUUGGUAAACACUGCGGUAGCUGUACACUGUAACAUAUGCAAAAUAAUCACUUCAGUCCAGCCAGAAUGGUCCAUAGAUGAAAUGAAAAUACUACUACUUUUAAAGAAGAACUGUAUACAGUGAUGUGCCUUACUCAAACACCAAGUUUUGUCCUUAAAAAAAGGUAUCAUCAUGUGACUGAUGUACUCACCGCAAUGCCUAACAUGUCUUUGGUCUUGUCUGUGUCUUUUAAGUGUUUUUGUCAAAUAAGUGUUAUGUAUUUAUAUAUGUUUUAAUCCAUGUAUUCGUUAAAAGUUAUAUAUUAUUAUCUAACAUGUUACCUUUUUUUAUUCUUA
Molecule: messenger RNA, 2077 nt
Organism: Anoplopoma fimbria (sablefish)
Lineage: Eukaryota; Metazoa; Chordata; Actinopteri; Perciformes; Anoplopomatidae
Gene: tfec
Product: transcription factor EC
Biological process (GO): regulation of transcription by RNA polymerase II
Cellular component (GO): nucleus
Molecular function (GO): RNA polymerase II cis-regulatory region sequence-specific DNA binding; protein dimerization activity; DNA-binding transcription factor activity, RNA polymerase II-specific
Source: RefSeq, a predicted model, not a curated record